Molecule: messenger RNA, 1940 nt
Organism: Amaranthus tricolor (Joseph's coat)
Lineage: Eukaryota; Viridiplantae; Streptophyta; Magnoliopsida; Caryophyllales; Amaranthaceae
Product: protein JINGUBANG
Exons: 2
Coding region: 42-1295 (417 amino acids)
Molecular function (GO): protein binding
Source: RefSeq, a predicted model, not a curated record
UCAAACAUUCUCUUUCCCUCUAAAAAAAUUUGAAGACAAAAAUGGGCCUUCUCCAUUGUCCACUACCUUGCCAUCUACAAGAAGAAAAUCAAUCAUUUGACACACAUACCCUUCAAUCUGGUUACUCCUCAUCCUCAUCUUCUUCUUCACUGACUUCACAGCAAAGCCUUCAAUCCCUUCCUUCACUCUCUCAAUCCCAACAAUUUGAUCUACAAAAUUCAGUACAUAGCCAGUGUAUCUCAACUCUUAAAGGCCACACCUCCUAUGUCUUCUCCCUUGUUCUUUGUGGGAAACAUCUCUAUAGUGGUUCCUACAACAAUGAAAUCCGGGUUUGGCCAAGGGAACUGACGGCUAACCAUCAGAAUCCAAUCGAGAAUAAAAAUAUUGUAGCUGUCUCAAAUGGUGCAGUCAAGUCCCUGGUAGCAUUAGGGGAUAAGCUAUUCAGCGCCCAUCAGGAUAAUAAAAUUCGGGUCUGGAAAAUUCAUGACAAUAACGAAAACCACCCACAGCGAUACCAAUGUAUAAAAACUCUUCCCACAAUGAACGACCGUUUCCUAAGGCUAUUCUUUACCAAAAACUAUGUAGAAGUGCGGAGGAACAAGUCAUGUACCUGGGUCCAUCACGUUGACACUGUAUCGGCACUUGCCUUAUCAGGCGAUGGAUCCCAUCUAUACUCAGCCUCAUGGGAUCGGACCUUUAAGGUCUGGCGAACCUCUGAUUUCAAGUGCCUAGAAUCUGUGACCAAAGCGCAUGAUGAUGCCAUCAAUGCUCUCACGUUAUCUAAAGAUGGGUAUGUCUACACUGGAUCAGCUGAUAAGACGAUCAAAGUAUGGAAGAUUAACCAAGGUGAAAAAAAGCACUCACUGGUGGCAACGUUACAGAAGCACAAGUCAGCUGUUAAUGCAUUAGCUUUAAGCAGUGAUGGCUCUGUGCUCUAUUCUGGAGCAUGUGAUCGAUCGAUAGUAGUAUGGGAGAGAGAAGCUGAUGGUGCGGGAAACAUGGUGGUUGUGGGAGCACUUAGAGGCCACAGCAACGCGAUUUUGUGCUUGGCUGUGGUGUUUGAUGUGCUUUUCAGUGGGUCAGCUGAUAAAACUAUCAGGGUAUGGAAGAGGUCAAGUGUUGAUAAGAGUUAUACUUGUUUGGCAGUCUUAGAAGGGCAUAUGAAACCUGUUAAGUGCUUAACUGCAACUAUUGAUCCAAACAAUAGUCCUGGCUCCGGUACUUCUUUUAUAGUGUAUAGUGGUAGUUUGGAUUGUGAUAUUAAGGUGUGGCGAAUUUGGGUUCCAUUUCAGUGAAGGCAUUACGUGUGUUGUGUUGUUUUGUAUUUGUUGUCGUCAAAUGUAAAUAGAAGAAUUUCAGGAAACGUAACUAGGGUCAGAAGCCAGGAUUAAGAAGGGUUAAAGCGGGAAAAAGAAAAGCUUUACAACAUGGGUUUUGGUCUUUUGGAUACAGGUUUUAAGAAGUUUCUUCAGAGAAACCAUUCUCUCAUAAAACUUCCAAGAACAGUGCAUCUUUGACUAUAAGACAACGUUUGAUCAAUUUAUGUGGAUGCUUUAUUGACGACAUGUUUCAAGUAUUCAAAUCUAGAGGAAUUAUGAUUUUUAAUUACACUACAAAUAUUAUCUUUAUCGGUAUAAAUGAUUAACAUUAAGUUAAAAUGUAUUCCACAAACGUUUUUCAUUACUAGCAUAGUGCCAAAAAGUGAUAACGGUCACGGCGGUAACGACACGGUGAUGUGGUUGUCGUACUGCAAAUAUCAGUUGUAAUCGUGAGAAAUCAUUUGAUUAGGGCUAAAAUGCGGUUAAUUCACGCCUUGACAGCAUGUGUAAUAUCAAAUUUGAGGGCGACGCUGCGACCUUGUUUUGCAUAAUGAUUACUAAUACUAACACUGAAGCUCAGAAUUCAAAACAGAGUCAGUACACUACUCAGAUAUUUCUUUU